UUAAUUGUUGUGUUGUUGAUGAACUCCCUGUGGUGUUUGUAUGUUUGUAACGUGUGAUUAUACGUUCAUGCGUACCUGUCUAGAAUAAAAAAAAAAAAAAAUUAUAAUGACGGGUCGCGACCCCGACAACCUGAUGAGCACAACGAGUAACGACGAGGGCUUCGAUUAUCUCUUCAAGAUCGUCCUGAUCGGUGACUGUGGCACUGGUAAGACCUGCAUUGUACAAAAGUUUCGCUCGGGUAACUUUAUACAAAGGCACGGCAGCACUAUAGGCGUCGAUUUCUCCAUGAAAACCGUCCUCGUCGACGGUAAACGCGUCAAGUUACAGAUUUGGGAUACAGCUGGUCAGGAGAGAUUUCGAACAAUAACGCAGAGCUACUACAGGUCUGCGAAUGGCGUGAUAUUAGUUUACGAUAUCACAAAGCGCUCGACAUUUCUUAAUUUACAAAGGUGGAUCGACGAAAUCAGGAGGUAUACGUCGACACACGUACUCCUGAUUUUAGUGGGUAAUAAAUGUGACCUGGAAGACGCACGACAAGUUGAAAAAUCAGAAGCUGAAGCUGUGAGUGAAUACCUACCAGAGGUAUUUCGCAUCGUCGAAACUUCAGCAAAGGAAAAUACAAAUGUAGAUUCUAUAUUUUUUUAUUUGGCCUCGGAAUUGAAGCGACGUCACGAAAAUCGUCAAGUCAACACUGAAGAUGACAAUACCGUGAAACUGGGCAACGGACGCAAUCUCUCAACGUGUUCAAUGUGUUCAUAUAAAUUUUCGUCAACAUGAUUCUCAAAUGACUGACUCUUGGAAGAAUUUAUAAAGUCAACAAAUGCCAAUCUAGCAAAUGACUUUUGAACAAGCUUACAGUAUGUACCUUUGGUAGCAG
This is a messenger RNA of Copidosoma floridanum, 878 nucleotides long. RefSeq names its product RAS oncogene family member Rab19 (gene Rab19). The record is from RefSeq and is a predicted model, not a curated record. Gene Ontology annotation, molecular function: GTPase activity; GTP binding. Lineage: Eukaryota; Metazoa; Arthropoda; Insecta; Hymenoptera; Encyrtidae.